Messenger RNA from Brassicogethes aeneus, 1756 nucleotides. The record is from the annotation of a GenBank genome assembly. Lineage: Eukaryota; Metazoa; Arthropoda; Insecta; Coleoptera; Nitidulidae.
CGUGAUUUGUUAUUGACAUUUCAGUGCUCUUUGUUUGUUUAUAUCGCACCGUGCCGCAGCAACAACGAUAAUAUAAUAUGGUUCAAGUAACACACUAUCCUCAAGACGAGGAAAGUAAUACUUCAGAAAAAACUACAAGAAGAAGCUCGGAAAAUGCAUGUCAAAGCAUUGCUUUCAGAGACCUGGAAUCAGCUUCAAAUGGUCUAAAAAAAGCCGUAGAAGCCAAUGAUCCAGUUUUGGGUCGAAAAUGCAUAGAAUUUUUCGAUUUGUUGCUGGGAAACAAGGAAAACCUCAUACCUGUGCUGAAAUGUUUAUCUGAAAUAAUGCCACCAAAAGACUUAAGUAACUGCCAUUCUCCCUCUGCACCUCCAAUGAACGGUUGUGCUAGCCAUAAUUGGGUGCAAGAACUGACUGAAAAACUAAGGGAAAACAUCCUGUUGGAGAUAGAUAAGCACGCCGAAUACAUUCUGAAGAAAAAGGAGUUUCUCGAUGUGUGUUUUGUGGAUUUAAAAACCAUUUUGACUCGUGAUACGUUGAGGUUGUCCAAUGAGAUUUUGGUUUACGACGCCAUCAAGAGGCGAGUGGAAAAGGAGAAGAAGAACAAGAACGCUGGAAGCUGUUGUACUUGGGACAACCUCAUCCGUGCACCAAGGUAUGGUUGUAUGUCGAUGGUGGACUUCUCCAGAGAACCAAAAAGCAAUCCAAGUCUAAAUCUGGAGGAGCGCCUCUGCAUCGAGCAGUACAUCCUCAAUAGGGGCGCAGGAAAAAACCCUCAACCCCUUCCUCAUAAAGGAUCUCAACCUAGACUGUACACCAAUGAAAGGCCUCAUAAACUUAGCUCUAGGUCUUACUCCAGGGAGUCUAGUCCUAGCUCCACCUGCUCUAAAAAAUCUACCAAGGAUAAAGUCAUCAUUAACUUGCUCUCCUGUUUCACAGCUGUCUUUGAUUAAUUUAGUUCAUCAAGAUCUAUUUUAUUUAACACUUGUUGUUUUUGUUCAUUUACCUAUAUUUGCUUUAAAAUUAGUGUUGGAUUUUUUUUUGAAAUUUUCACACUUCCAGUGCUAAUUAUUGUGAUUUAGUUUUUUAAACAAGGUUCUCUGUAUUUUUUAACUUUUUUUAUAUUUUUAUCAAUCUAGUUUUAUUAGAAGGUUUUAAGUCAAAAAAAUUACAGGGACUUUAAACUAUUAAACGCCAUUGCCAUAUUUAUGUACCUAUAUAUAAAAUGCAAAAAAUAAGACCAAUAUAAUCAAUUGUUACCUUUAUAUCGUAUUUUAAGAAAAAAAAAUACGGUAUACCUACCAUUUAUAAUAAUAUUAUUUAAACCAAAUGUUAGAGUAGUAAUAUAUAUAAGCCUAAGGCAUAAUACUUACUUUUAUGUUACCUUAUGUGAAAAAAAAUUAGCUGAUGAAUGUUGUAUGACUGAUUUCACAGCUUUUUUUGUUUUGAUUUCAAAACUUUUGGAAUACUAAACUUUAUGAUUUUUUUAUAUACAUUUCUGUGAUUUUAUUAAACACUUUAAACUUACAUCGAGUAAAUGUUGAACAUUUCGGUGUAAUUUUUAAAUGUUAAAUUUAUUUAAAUAUACGCUAGAUGAAAUGGGCUGCGCCUAAUAUAAUAUAAAUGUUAUAUAUAAAUAUAUGUUGUUAAAAUUCAAGAUGGAGAAUUGUUGUUGGAUAGUUACAUUAGCAAAAUAUUUUUCGAAAAUUUAGUCCAAAUUUCUGCUAAUCUAACUCAGUUAUUUUGUAGUCAAAUUGUA